Molecule: messenger RNA, 711 nt
Organism: Acanthoscelides obtectus
Lineage: Eukaryota; Metazoa; Arthropoda; Insecta; Coleoptera; Chrysomelidae
Source: the annotation of a GenBank genome assembly
AUGUCACAUGAUAUCUUUCAAAUACUCGAUUGCAACCACACCAAGUUUUUGCAACGUUAUACAGAUCAAAACGAUGAAAACUUGACGAAGGCAGACGUUUUUCGGCAGAGCUUGGAAUGUAGAAACCUGCUACAACAAAUCAACGAUAUAUGUAACAGCUACACAUUAGGAAACAACUGGGUAUACUACCCGAAAAUAACCAGAGAAAAUGCAGCAAGGAAAAUCUAUGACUUCUUUUUACGAACCAGAAAUAGAAACAUAUACGCACAAACUAAAUCGAUGCUUUACAAGCUUUCGAGAAAAGAUCCCCUAAAAGUACUUGAGCUAGUAAAUACUUCUCACGCUGAACUUUUUGAGAAAACGAUGUGUAAGCUUGUUUUUAGGCUAGAUGGAAUCAAUUUUCCGCCAAGUAUUGUGUACAAGAUUUUCUCAGAAGGUCGACAUAUCACGUUGCAGAGCAGAUUGUACAGAAACAUGGUUAUUGUGAAUGGCAACUUAGGUUGGUUUAUCUAUAGUGUUUACAAAUGUAAUUCGUGUAAAAGUAAAGUGAAAGUUAAGUCGAUGCAUACGAAAAAAAGUAAAAAGAAGGUAAAAGAAGAUCGGCAAAUUUCGUGGAUUAAUCAGAUGUAUGGAUAAGUUGAUUUAACUUAAAAAUAUGUCAAACUACAAAGUUCAAACUACAGUUAAACCUAAACGUCUGCCUAUUCUCGG